Molecule: messenger RNA, 375 nt
Organism: Fonsecaea monophora
Lineage: Eukaryota; Fungi; Ascomycota; Eurotiomycetes; Chaetothyriales; Herpotrichiellaceae
Exons: 2
Coding region: 1-375 (124 amino acids)
Source: RefSeq, a predicted model, not a curated record
AUGGCGCCGUUCGUCGUCGACAAUGAAGCCAAAAUUGACGCUCUAGUCACUCUCGUCACCAAACGUAUGCGGGUAGAGCAGGCCCAGCUGACGUUUGUGGACCUCGAGGGCGUCAAUCUCACCCAGUCGUUGACCAACCUUGUCGACGUCCACCAGCUCAAGGCAAAGGCAUUCGACCUCACCACGGUCGACGGGACCGGCCUUGAAAUGGUGCUGGAUGGAGUCUUCAAACAUCUUGACAGUCUUCGACAUUCGCAACGACUCGGAUGCCCUCUACGCCCACUUGGGCGUCCACGUCGCGGGCAUCAUCGACCUGCAGGUCAUCCAUCGGUUAUGCCACCAGAAAUCCGAGGGGCAAGAAUGUCAACGGACUAG